UUAUCACAAUUGAGAGAAAAGAGGCGGAGUAGGAGAAGAGAGAAAAAUAGAGAGAAAGAGGAAGAAAGAAGAAUUUCAAGGGAGAAGAAGAUCUAGCUUGAAGAAACUCAAGAGGGAGAGUAGAUUGGAGCUUAUAGCUUAGCUUUUCGAAGUUUAAGAAGAUGAAAAGAAUAUACGCUAACCGGCCAGUGGUGGAUUAUGAAUAUGUUGCGAGAUAUGUGAUGAAGGUGAAGACUCGAUUUCAACAUGCUGGUCAUGUGUAUUCGUCGUUUCUAGACAUACUGCAAAUGUACAGACAAAAAGAAAAGAAUCUUGAUGAAGUCAUUCGUGAGGUUGCUAUACUCUUUCAAGGUCAUGAUGAUCUUAUUCAUGAGUUUGCUAAUUUCCUUCCCCUACGUGGCUAGUGAUAUAAUGAGCAAUUCAAGAUUAAUAAUUUGCAAUUGUGCAAAGAUAGGGUUUGAAUUUGGAGCUUAUCUAUUGUUUUCAGAUACUUUUUUAAUGUUUGUAGUCUGCGGGAUUUAAUAUGCAUUUGUUUAAAUGGGGUUUAUUUAAUCAUUUAUCAUUUCGUGAAGAUUUUAUGUAAAAUGAUUUCAUUAAGUUCAAACUCUUCCAAGCUAGAGAUAACUUGG
Molecule: messenger RNA, 629 nt
Organism: Medicago truncatula (barrel medic)
Lineage: Eukaryota; Viridiplantae; Streptophyta; Magnoliopsida; Fabales; Fabaceae
Product: paired amphipathic helix protein Sin3-like 6
Exons: 4
Coding region: 162-404 (80 amino acids)
Biological process (GO): negative regulation of transcription by RNA polymerase II
Cellular component (GO): histone deacetylase complex; chromatin
Molecular function (GO): transcription corepressor activity
Source: RefSeq, a predicted model, not a curated record